Molecule: messenger RNA, 1744 nt
Organism: Fusarium redolens
Lineage: Eukaryota; Fungi; Ascomycota; Sordariomycetes; Hypocreales; Nectriaceae
Product: fatty acid desaturase-domain-containing protein
Exons: 4
Coding region: 147-1490 (447 amino acids)
Biological process (GO): lipid metabolic process
Molecular function (GO): oxidoreductase activity, acting on paired donors, with oxidation of a pair of donors resulting in the reduction of molecular oxygen to two molecules of water
Source: RefSeq, a predicted model, not a curated record
AUCCAUCAUGACCGCAUGAAGGCGUGGAAGCUUUGAGCAGCUAUUCAAACUUGUUCAGUUCCCCAACAAAGCCCCCAGUCCAGGAAAAUCACAUAACAACUCCCACUGCCACGGCAGCACCACCAGAGUAAUCUAUCUUCCCGAUCAUGACUUCCGUCUCGACCUCGACUGUCCCCGGGCAGCACCCAGCAUUUCGGCACACCGUCACUGACUCCGAGUCCUCGACCUCCCUUUCUUCGCUCUCUUCGGUGGAUACCAACCAGGCCAAGCCUACACAUGGCCGUCUCCUUGAUACAUAUGGCAACGAGUUCACGCCCCCCGACUUCACCAUUAAGGACAUCCGCGAUGCCAUCCCAAAGCACUGCUUCGAGCGAUCCACCUUCAAGGGCUACAUUUACAUCCUCCGCGACAUGAUCUGCCUUGUCACCACCUUCACCAUCUUCCACAACUUCGUGACUCCUGAAUACAUUCCCUCCACGCCUGUACGAGCCCUACUCUGGGGCCUAUACACUACGCUCCAGGGUCUCUUUGGAACUGGUCUCUGGGUCAUUGCCCACGAAUGUGGCCAUCAAGCGUUCUCUGAGUCUCGCCUUGUCAAUGACGCGACGGGCUGGGUCCUUCACUCAGCUCUUCUCGUCCCAUACUUCAGUUGGCAGAUCUCUCAUGGCAAACACCAUAAGGCCACUGGAAAUAUGGAGCGUGACAUGGUCUUUGUUCCUCGCACUCGCGAGCAGCACGCCACCCGCAUUGGCCGCAUAGCCUACGAGCUCUCUGAACUGACUGAGGAGACCCCCGCUUACACCCUGCUUAGGCUGGUCAUGAAGCAGCUCGUCGGUUGGCCCAGCUACAUCCUCACUAACGUCACUGGUCACAACUACCAUGAAUGUCAGGGUGAGGGUCGCGGCAAGGGGAAGAAGAACGGCUUGGGGGGGGCCAAGCAAGCCAAGCUUAUCAUACUGAGUGAUAUAGGUAUCGGGAUCGCUAUUGCGGCUCUUGUAUAUUUUGGUAACACUUUCGGUUGGACCAACAUGCUUGUCUGGUAUGGCAUUCCUUAUCUCUGGGUCAACCAUUGGCUUGUUGCCAUCACUUUCCUCCAGCAUACUGAUCCGACGCUUCCUCACUAUACUGCGGACGAGUGGAAUUUUGUUCGUGGUGCUGCUGCUACGAUCGAUCGUGAGAUGGGCUUCAUCGGCCGACACUUGCUCCACGGUAUCAUCGAGACCCACGUCCUACACCAUUAUGUUAGCACCAUUCCCUUCUACAACGCCGACGAGGCCUCAAAAGCUAUCCGACCCGUCAUGGGCGACCACUAUCGCUCCGACACUAAGGAUGGCGUCUGGGGCUUCAUUCGCGCCUUGUGGAUUAGCGCCCGGAUGUGUCAGUGGGUUGAGCCUAGUGCUGAGGCCGAGGGAGCUAGCAAAGGUAUCCUCUUCUUCCGCAACCACAACGGUCUGGGUACCAAGCCUGUCGUUCUAAAGAAACCCGAGUAGUGUCCAGAUUCUCUACAAUGAUGAUGAUGUUCUGUGGUGUUGUAGCGUUGAUGGUUUUCUUUGGUCAUCGAACCGGUUAUGUUUAGUGAUGUACGUCUCGUCAUCUCGUCAUUGCAAAAGGUACUCCCUCGAUAGUGAAAGGAUGUGGAGAAGGGGUGCGCUAAGCCUCCAGCAUUGUACCUAGUGUUGUUUUGUAGAAAUACUGAGUGCUUAGUUGAUUAUGCUGUUGUGAUUUUACUACAGGAGUCGUCAAG